AUGGCUCCCUCAGCUCUCGCAGAUAUCUAUCCAAUCCCAACGAGGCACUACUCCAAGUCAUCGACUGUAGUAGCUUCGGUCUUACACGGGCCAAGGGAUUUGCGGCUGGAAACUCGUACCAUUACGGACCCUGCCGCCAAUGAACUCCAGAUCGCUAUCAAGGCCACUGGACUGUGCGGGAGCGAUUGUUCCUACUACAGCAAGUUCUGCAAUGGUGACCUGCAGGCUUGUGAGCCAUUGUCGCUAGGCCACGAGUCUGCCGGGAUCGUGGUGGCCAUCGGCCAGAGUGUUACCGGUUACCAGGUUGGCGACCGCGUUGCUCUGGAGAUGAGGUUUCGCAGUAGCGCCAAAUCCGUGCCUCACUUCCAGGGAACGCUUCAGGAACGCAUUAACCAUCCCGCAAAAUGGUGCCACAAACUACCUUCACAUGUUUCCAUGGAAUCGGCUGCGCUUCUAGAGCCUCUUUCUGUUGCUAUCCAUGCAACAAGAAGAGCUCAAAUCGAGCAGGGUGACACGGCCAUUGUUUUCGGCGCCGGUACGGUCGGUCUACUGACAGCUGCGAUGGCCAAGGUGUCUGGCGCCACAACAGUCGUCAUCGCAGACAUCGACUACGGACGAAUAAACUACGCCUUGGCGAACGGCUUCGCACACAAAGGUUACAUUGUGACCCCACAAAAUGCGACUGAGACUGCCGAGAAAUUCGCGGUAGCGAAGGAGUUGGCUGCAGAUGUCAUGCAGAUUGCUUCGCAGAAUGAGAUCGACUUCGAGGGUGCCGACGUUACCUUUGACUGCACUGGAAAGGAAAUCUGCAUGCAAGCCGGGCUAUAUGCGACAAGGCCUGGCGGUAAGCUCAUCAUGGUCGGAAUGGGCACGCCAAUUCAGACACUACCCAUGUCAGCCUCUCACCUAAAGGAAGUCGACAUCCUCGGAAUCUUCCGUUACGCCAAUACCUACCCAACCGGCAUCAAGAUCUUGUCUGCUGGUGUGCUCCCAAGUCUCGACAAUAUGAUCACUCACAGAUACCAUGGAUUGGCGUCCACAGAGGAAGCCUUUGAGCUCGCAGGCAAGACAGUUGACAAAGAUGGCAAUCUUGUUCUCAAAGUUCUUGUCGAGAUGUAG
Molecule: messenger RNA, 1119 nt
Organism: Alternaria atra
Lineage: Eukaryota; Fungi; Ascomycota; Dothideomycetes; Pleosporales; Pleosporaceae
Exons: 5
Coding region: 1-1119 (372 amino acids)
Biological process (GO): D-sorbitol catabolic process
Molecular function (GO): L-iditol 2-dehydrogenase (NAD+) activity; zinc ion binding
Source: RefSeq, a predicted model, not a curated record